Molecule: messenger RNA, 1224 nt
Organism: Trachymyrmex septentrionalis
Lineage: Eukaryota; Metazoa; Arthropoda; Insecta; Hymenoptera; Formicidae
Product: CD63 antigen-like
Exons: 5
Coding region: 269-1123 (284 amino acids)
Cellular component (GO): membrane
Source: RefSeq, a predicted model, not a curated record
UCUCUCUCUCUCUCUCUGUCUCUGUCUCUCUUUCUUCUCUUCGUCAGACUCCGUGUUCUAAACAAAAACCCCAACGCUAGCAUUGGUAUCGCACAAGCUGUUGCCGUGCGCGAUCGUGCGUUUUCGCGACUCGUUAUCGGCCAGUAGAUAACGCUGCAGACCAACGCUUCAACGUUGGCAUUGGCAAUCGGUGUGUUAGCUGGAAGUGUGAAGGUGCGCGAUACCGCUCGCUGUGCAUCUGCGCCCGGAGGAGCCAACGCGAGGCAAAAUGGCGGCCACGCACCUAGACGUCGGCCUCCGCUGCAUCAAGUACCUGCUGUGCGCGGUCAACUCUCUCUUCGUGUUGACGGGGGUUAUGAUAAUAUCGGUCGGCACGACGAUCUACGCUGUUUAUGAGAACUUUUCGCAUUUUUUGGAUACAAGCUAUUUUUCACCAGCCACUGUCUUAAUCGUGGUUGGAAUACUCGUCUUCAUAAUUGCUUUUAUGGGAUGUUGCGGCGCACUCAGGGAAAGCACCUGUAUGGUCCUUGUGUUUGCAUUUUUGCUGUCUGUUGUUUUGAUAAUGGAACUCGCCGCCGCUGUUGCUGCGUAUGCCUUGCAAGACGGUAUCAAGGAUCUUUUGGCUGAGAAUAUCAAGAUGACGAUGCAUCAAUACGAAAAGAACGAAGAAGCCAAAUUCGCAAUUGAUUUUAUGCAAUCUAGAUUACGUUGUUGCGGAUAUAAUAGCUAUCUAGAUUGGAACUACGUAUCGUUUAAUAAUACGCAUAUAGAUGUACCUGAUUCUUGCUGCGCAUAUCUAGUGGAUGAGCUUUCAGAUCGCUGUUAUGGGAAAUAUCAAGAGGGCUGUAUCAGCCGCCUUUCUAUCAUUAUUCAUCGUAGUGCACUAUACAUCGGCACAGGAGCUGUAGCGAUUGCCCUUAUUCAGCUAACGGGAAUCAUGUUCGCGUGUAUGCUUGGCCGAGCUAUCAGGCGUCAAAAAACAGAAAGAGAGAGGCGUCGUUGGGAAUUACGAGAGAAUCUAGUGAACGGUUACGAACCAUUGGGAAAAUCGGAUCCCAUAACUACGUUUCCCAUAGUGUACAUGGCGCCAGACUAUCCACUGAAAGGCGAUCAGAAAUGUUAAUAUUUUGAUGUAAAAAUCAAGUAACUGUAUAAAACCGUAUUUUUUUAUGUUUCCCGGAUUCACAAAGAAAUUUACAAAAAUUUAGUAAUGAAGAGAGAAAU